Messenger RNA from Adineta ricciae, 3294 nucleotides. NCBI's taxonomy places the organism in Eukaryota, Metazoa, Rotifera, Eurotatoria, Adinetida, Adinetidae. The record is from the annotation of a GenBank genome assembly.
AUGUCAACUAGAAGAACAGUCAUACCUUCAACGAAACCAGAGAGUUGUCUGUCUGCUGACGUCGAGAAGAUUCAAAAUUUCAUUGUUAUCUGGUUGGACAACCAUAUUGAUGAUCGAAAUGAAGAUUGUCGGAAUCCAAUUAAACAACUUGAACUCAUUGCUACCGGUAUCAAUAUGUUUACGGAUAGUGAUGAAUGUGUCGAAUUCAUACUGAAUUGCGAUCAUUCUAAAGUAUGCUUAAUUCUUUCUGGUUCACUUGGGAAACGCAUUGUACCUUGUGUACAUGAAAUCCUUCAAUUAUAUUGGAUUUUCAUCUUUUGCGAGAACGAGCAACGUAAUGAGCCAUGGGUGGAGAAUUGGGUGAAGAUAAAAGGCGUGUACACUGAUAUAAUAUCAGUCUGUAAAGCUGUUGACGAGAUGUUUGGUCACUAUGAGCAGAAUACAAUACCAAUGAGCUUCGUACCACCUGGAAGGAAACGGGAUCAACUAGAUCCAUCAUUUAUGUAUACACAACUUCUCAAAGAACGGCUGUUAACCAUUGAUUUUGAAGAUAAGCAUAUUGAAGAAUUCGUCAAUGAUUAUCCUACUCUUUUAAGGAUCGAUAACAAACCACUCAAUAAUACUGAGCAGCUUGUGCAUGAUUAUCGCACGAAGACGCCCAUUUAUUGGUAUAGCAGAGGAAACUCUCUUCAUUCUAUGUUGAACCAUGCCCUGCGAAUGAUGAACAGUAAUAUAAUCGUGCGAAUGGGAUUCUUCAUCAAAGAGCUUCACCAACAAAUCCAACAAUUGCACAAAAAACAAUAUAUUGAUACAUGUUAUUCUAAUGUAUUUACGGUUUACCGUGGACAAGGUCUGUCUAAAUCAGAUUUUGAACAACUUACUAAGGCCAAGGGUGGAUUGAUGUCAUUCAAUAGCUUCUUGUCUACUAGUAGACAACGGGAGUUAGCUUCUCCGUGGGGUGAGUCUAGCGCAGAUGACCCUGAUUUAGUGGGAAUUCUUUUCAAUAUACAGGUCAAUCCAGCUCAGUCAACAACACCGUUUGCGCAUAUUUCCGAAUUUAGCAAUUUCUCCAAUGAAGACGAAAUGUUAUUUUCUAUGCAUACUGUAUUUCAUGUCCAUGAUAUAAAAUGUAUCAACCAUAAUCACACAUUCUACGAGGUAAAUCUCUCACUUACCAAUGAUUCUGACAAAGAAUUAUGCACACUUGCUGAUCACAUUCGACAAGGAAGUUCUUCAAGUCGGAAUGGUUGGGCAGAAAUAGGGUAUCUAUUGGUACUACUGAAUGAUAAUACGAAGGCUGAGCAGAUUUACACAACGUUAUUAAACGAAAGUUCAAAUGAUAUUGAUACGGCAGCAAUUUAUAGCCAACUUGCUACAAUCAAACGCAGCCAGGGUGCAUUUUCGAAAGCAAUAGAGUAUGAUGAGAAGUCUCUUUUAAUUAGACAACAGUUACUUCCUGUAAAUCAUCCUGACUUAGCGAUAUCCUACAACAACAUUGGUUUGACUUGUUAUAGUAUGGGCGAUUUUCAGCAAACACUUGAAUACCUCGAGAAAGCUCUUUCGAUUGAUGAACAAUCACUUUCUCCACAACAUCCUGCCUUAGCUACAUCGUACAGCAAUAUUGCUUCGCUGUAUGAUAGAAUGGGAGAUUAUCCAAAAGCAUUGCAACACUAUGAGAAAGCUCUUUUGAUCAAUGAACAAUCGCUUCCUGUAAAUCAUCCUGAUUUAGCCACGUCUUACAACAACAUUGGUUCGACUUAUUACAAUAUGGGUGAUAGACCAAAAGCAGUCGAAUACUUUCAAAAAUCUCUUUUGAUUAAACAACGAUCGCUUCCUCGAAAUCAUCCUAGCUUGGUAUUUCCCUACAAUAAUAUUGGUGUGACAUGUCAAAAAAUGGGUGAUUAUUCGACAGCACUCAAAUACUUCGAGCAGGCACUUUUAAUUACACAGCAAUCACUACCUGAAAAUCAUCCUGACUUACCGUUUUCCUAUAAUAACAUUGGCUCAGUGCAUAGUGAUAUGGGUAAUUAUUCGAUGGCACUCGAAUACUUCCAAAAAGCUCUUUUAAUUAAGGAAAAAUUGUUUCCUUCUAAUCAUUCUGACUUAGCGUUUACCUACAGCAAUAUUGGUUUGGUGUAUCAGAAUAUAGGUGACUAUCAAAAAGCACUCUUCUACGGUGAGAAAGCUCUCUCAAUUACACAGCAGUCGCUUCCUGAAAAUCACCCUGAUUCAGCAUUUUUAUACAACAAUAUUGGUACAAUCCACGAUAAACUCGGUCACUAUCCGAAAGCACUUGAGUAUUUUGAGAAAGUUCUUUUAAUAAGACAACAAUCAUUCUCUCCCAAUCACUCUGACUUGGCAUUUCCCUACAACAAUAUUGGUACGGUGUAUCACAAAAUGGGUAAUUAUUCGAGAGCACUCGAAAACUUUCAGAAAGCUCUUUUUAUUAGACAACAGUCACUUCCUCCCAAUCAUCCUGACUUGACAGCUUCCUACAACAAUAUUGGUAUGGUGUAUCAAAAACUGGGUAACUGGCCAGCAGCACUCGAAUAUAUCAAGAUUGCUCUUUUAACUGGACAACAAUCGCUUUCUCUAAAUCAUCCGAGUCUGGCCCCAUUAUACAAUAACGCUGGUUUCGUGUAUAAUAAUAUGGGUAACUAUCCAAGAGCACUUCAACAUUAUGAGAAAGCUCUUCAAAUCAUACAACAAUCACUCCCUUCAAAUCAUCCCGACUUGAUAUUUCCAUACAACAAUAUUGGUACGAUAUAUCAAAAAAUGGGUAAAUGCUCGACAGCACUCGAAUACUUUCAGAAAGCUCUUUCAAUUACACAAGAAUCACUCCCUCCCAAUCAUCCUGACUUGGCAGCUUCCUACAACAAUAUUGGCAUGGCGUAUCAAAAAAUGGGCGAUUAUUCGAGAGCACUCGAAAACUUCGAGCAAGCGCUUUUAAUUAUACAGCGAUCCGUUCCUGUACAUUAUCCUCGUUUAGCUAUAUGCUACAGCAAUAUGAGUUUGGUGUGCUGUCAUAAGGAUGAUUUCAAAAAAGCUCAUAUGUUUUGUGAAUAUAGCGUACAAAUUGCGGAACAGUCAUUACCAGAGAAUCAUCCAGAUCUUUUGAAGACUGAUAAUUUAGAACUCGAUGAUUUACCUCGCUCCGGAAGACCAAUAGAGGUGGAUAUGGAUGCUUUGAAGCAGCUCAUCGAAGAAGAUCCCAGAUUGACUACACGAUGUUUAGCAAAGCGACUCGGUUGUGCUCGUACUACACUGGAAACACACCUGAAAGAAUUGGGCUAA